CCGGGGGGGGGAGGGGUUGGCAAAGGGGCCUGGCCUGGGCCUUUGCUUUGGGUGGUUCAUUCUUUCAGAAGAGUCUUUUUUAUUUUUAUUGUUGUCUCGGGCCUCCUCCUUUUCCGUUUCCCUCGCUCCUCCCUUCUUGUGUGUGUUUGUCCCUCUCGGUUCGGCUGCCAUCGCGGUAAACCCCCCGGCGGUCUACAGAGGUAACUAACAGCCAGCCAGAAGAGAAAGUCACUCUCCUACUAAGCGCCUUCGCCACCACCACCACCACCAGUACAACAAACAGCCCUUGUCCGUCCUCUUAUCAAUCACGCCUCCUACCAGUAGUACCUUCACAGCGUCGGCUACUGCUGCCGGGACCGGGGCCCGCCAACUAGCAGCCCGCCCAGGACGUUCCCGCUUUAGGCAUCGCUCGGUCGCCAUCCGUCAUUUCGUCAUAGCCCGUCGUCGACUAAGAAUUACGCGUUAUUCGCCCCCUUCCCGCCAACCAACAGCACCAACUGGAACUUUAAUAAGGCACGCCCACUGUACGCCGCCGCCGCCGCCGCCGCCGCCGUGGUGCUAGAAGCUUACCUGGUGGUGCUAGAAGCUGGAGCCCGCGCGGUACCUGCGACUGCCUACUACAGUAGAGUUGCAAAGGCCAGCUCUCGCCAUCCCCCCACCACCAGGCAGUGGAGGCCACCACCACCACCACUACCUCCACCACCACCAGUCCACCACCUCCACCACUGGGCUACUACAAGCACUUCCAGUUUACCUUACCAGGUACCUUCACCCACGCACCGCCUGGCCCCGUUAUUGUUAGUGCUCCCGUCCGUUUCUUCCAGAACCCCCCCCCCUCCUACUCAUCCUCCGUUUUCGCCAUCCACCACCCUCCUCCUCUCGACAGCGCACCCAUCCAUCGUCGCGCAGACGCACACAGCCUCUGCAUACCGCCGGACCUCUCCCGCGCAGGCUCUGUCCGCUGCGUCGCACUGCAUUGACGACGCUGUUGUUUUGGUUGUCGUCGCCGCCGCCGCCGUCACCGUCGCACCUCCUCGCCUUCGUCGCCUCGCAACGCGCGCAUCUCGGCCGCCGUCAUGCCCGGCUCCUCGACAUGGGCGUGGUCCAAGAGCACGCGCAUCAAGGUGAUGCUCAUCAUCGACACGGCCUUCUUCCUCCUCGAGCUCAUUGUCGGCUUCCUCGCCCACUCGCUGGCCCUGACCGCCGAUGCCUUUCACAUGCUCAACGAUAUCAUCUCGCUCUUCAUCGGUCUCUGGGCUGUCGUCGCCGCGCAAAAAGAAACCACAGACGAAUACACCUUUGGCUGGGUUCGUGCCGAGAUAUUAGGUGCCUUCUUCAACGCCGUCUUCCUCAUUGCUCUCUGUGUCUCCAUUAUUCUUGAGGCUCUCACCCGCUUCGUCGAGCCUCCCGAGAUCAACAACCCCAAGCUCAUCCUUAUCGUCGGCUGCGCCGGACUCUUCUCCAACCUCCUGGGCUUCGUCGUCCUCGGCGGCCAUGGACAUUCCCACGACCACGACCACGACCACGAUGGCGAGGGCCAUGAUCACGCCCACGGCGAGCACUCCCAUGACCACUCCCACGUCAACGAUGCCGAGGAGGGUAGGGCCGGUAGAGACAUUUGCUCCGAGGUUGCCGACGAGAGCGGCAACGUUAACGAUGUCCUUCCCGAGGUCGUUGUCAGGAGGGCAACCAGGGAUGGAUGUGGUGCUGACAGCCCCGAGACCACCCGCCGAAUUCGCUUCGGAGACGACGCCCAAGGCCGAGAUGAAUCCAACACGCGUGGCAGCCGCGUCUCGGCCCAGUCCCGCGGCCGCGUUCGCCGUCGGUCCAGUAAGAGCGGCCAUUCGCGCUUUGCCAGCAUCGAGGACAUGAGCAUCCAUCCAGCCAGCUUCCGCCAGGACAUUAUCGCUGCUAGUCUCGCCGCUUCGUCCAACGCUCCUGUCGAGGAGACCGAGAGCGGCGAGGAUUCGGCUCUGGCAGAUUCGGAGAACGACGCCAAUGAGUCGUCCCCGCUCCUUAAGGACAGCAACGCGGCCGGCAACAACGGCACCAUUGCUCACAAGUCGCACUCUCACUCGACGUCCACCACAUGGAGACGUCGCGCGCGACGCGACUCGAGCGUCCACGAAGGGCACAACCACACCAUGCCCCGCAAGCCUGGUUCCAAGGCCAGCGGCCACAGCCACGCCGACAUGGGCAUGAAUGCCAUGAUGCUUCAUGUCCUCGGCGAUGCCCUGGGCAACGUCGGCGUCAUCAUCACCGCUCUCAUCAUCUGGCUUACCGACUGGCCCGGCAAGAUAUACGCCGAUCCGACCGUCUCGCUUUUCAUCACCGCCAUCAUCCUCAAGACAUCGAUCCCCCUCACCCUCGCCACCGCCCGCGUUCUUCUCCAGGCGACCCCCGAAAACAUUUGCAUUCAGGAUAUUCGCCAGGACAUUGAGCGCCUGCCUGGUGUCGUCAGCUGCCACCAUAUCCACGUCUGGCAGCUCUCCGACACCAAGAUCGUGGCCAGCUUGCACCUCCAGGUCUCCUUCCCCAUCAACACGCACAGCGGCGAAAAGUACAUGCAGCUGGCAAAGCGAGCCAGAAAGUGUCUCCACGGCUAUGGCAUCCACAGCGCCACCAUCCAGCCUGAGUUCUGCCUGGAUCAGAAGCAUCAACAAGAGCACGACGCCGCUGCCCUGUCGCUUGAUGGCGCUGUCGCCGAUGGUCCCGCCGAUGCCGCCUGCCUGCUUGAAUGUGUGGACGACUGCGAGGCACAGGGCUGCUGUACACAGGACACAGCGUCCAAGGCUUCGUCAACGCGACGCGGCAGUGACUCCUCACACGGCGAGGCCCAUCCGCAGUCGUAGAGCGACGAUAGCCAUCCACGGAUUUUCAAUAUGGAGAUGGGCGGGUAGACGGUCCCGCCACCUGUGUGAUUAUAUGCCUGUCUCGCGACCCGCGAGCAGGCCCCCCCGCAUCAGGGCAUGGAGCGUACAGUUCUUCGACCUCUCAUGAGUUCCCUUAAUAUGGUACACCCGGGUAUCUUGUAACGGUUUGGCGUUGGUCGGGUUUGCACAUAUAUCUCAUCGGAGACGGGAAAAGUUGGGUGUGGAGCAGCAGCGCACGACGGGUGCCUCUUGGGUUUAUGUUCUUUCUUUUCCUUUGUCUGAAGCGUCUGGUCAAGGUGAACGAGCGUCGUAGAAAGGUACACCUGGAAUCUAUUCUCUGUAUUACCAGUGGCUUUUCCAGUCCCCGGUGCCGUGCUGCUGGUGCUCUCGUUGAGGCGUCUCUCAACUACUACUAUUAUCAACCCGCAGUGCCCAAAAGGUGUCUGAGCUGCCCAGUCUGUUGCGCUGCGGGAAAUACACUCUUAUUUCCCAAUAUCGACCGACCUGCGAUGUCGUCUGCGUGGAGUAGGGGGUAGACGGGUAGCUCGUCGCUCAGCCCAUCCAUACGUUUGCUUGCCGGCUUGUUUGGCUGGGCCCUGGAUGGCUGUUGCUGUUGCUGUUGCUGUUGCUGUUGC
Molecule: messenger RNA, 3508 nt
Organism: Purpureocillium takamizusanense
Lineage: Eukaryota; Fungi; Ascomycota; Sordariomycetes; Hypocreales; Ophiocordycipitaceae
Gene: ZRC1
Product: Zinc resistance conferring protein
Exons: 3
Coding region: 1077-2852 (591 amino acids)
Biological process (GO): zinc ion transmembrane transport; intracellular zinc ion homeostasis
Cellular component (GO): membrane
Molecular function (GO): zinc ion transmembrane transporter activity
Source: RefSeq, a predicted model, not a curated record